Lepus europaeus (European hare) is the source of this 1295-nucleotide messenger RNA. It is a transcript of the gene TMEM169, whose product is annotated as transmembrane protein 169. The coding region runs from base 180 to 1073 and encodes 297 amino acids. The transcript has 3 exons. NCBI's taxonomy places the organism in Eukaryota, Metazoa, Chordata, Mammalia, Lagomorpha, Leporidae. The record is from RefSeq and is a predicted model, not a curated record.
CGCUUCCAGACCGUCCGCAUCCUACGCCGGCGUCGGUCUCCGGGCUUGCGCGGGCCGAACACAUCCUUGGGACAGCUUUGCCUGGUCCCAGCCAGGAAGAACAUCUGUAAUGAGAGGAUCCUGAAUUUGCUCAAGCAAGUCAGACUCUUUAUAAACCAUACCUAGACGUCAGAACUGGGAUGGAAGAGCCGGCACCUGUGGAAGGCCAGAGCCAGCUACCAAGCCCACACCAUGGUUCCCUGAGAAGGGCUGUGGCUGCUGCCCUGGCUCUAGAUGGGGAAUCCACAAUGGGUCGCAGGAAAAAGAAGAAGAAAGAUCCUCGCCCUGAAUCAGUCAUCAUCUACCGGUCAGAGAAUGAGAAAAUGGAUGACGAGCCUGGGGAGUUGGAGGGUGGAGAUCAACCUAAAGAGGAGGAGGGAGACGAUUUCCUAGACUAUCCCAUGGAUGACAGUAUGUGGGACAUGCCUUCAGACAGUCGCUAUGUCACAUUAACCGGGACCAUCACCCGAGGCAAGAAAAAAGGUCAUGUGGUAGACAUCCAUGUCACACUGACAGAGAAGGAACUGCAGGAACUCACCAAGCCUCAGGAGUCAUCCAGGGAAACAGAAUCUGAAGGAAGAAAUGCCUGCCAGAUGGGAGCAGACCGUGGGCCUCACGUGGUUCUUUGGACACUGGUCUGCGUGCCUGUGGUUUUCAUCCUCUCUUUUGUGGUCUCUUUCUACUAUGGCACUAUCACCUGGUACAACAUCUUCCUUGUAUACAACGAGGAGAGGACCUUCUGGCACAAGAUCUCAUGUUGUCCCUGCCUCAUUCUCUUCUACCCUGUGCUUAUCAUGGCCAUGGCUUCUUCCCUGGGCAUCUAUGCUGCUGUGGUCCAACUCUCGUGGUCAUGGGGAGCAUGGUGGCAAGCUGCCAGGGAUAUGGAGAAGGGAUUCUGUGGCUGGCUCUGCAGCAAGUUGGGACUAGAGGACUGUUCUCCCUACAGUAUUGUAGAGUUGCUUGAAUCUGACAAUAUCUCAGGCACCCUUUCCAACAAGGACUCCACACAGGAAGUAGAAACCUCCAUGGUUUAAACUCCUGAUAAUUUCCUUUCUUCUCUGGUAGAUAGAUCUGGUAGCCUAUAUAGUAUCUUAGAAUUCCAGCAGAUUCUUUAUUUCUUUUUUUUUUUUGAAGAUUUAUUUUAUUUAUUUAAAAGACAGAGUUACAGAGAGAGGUAGAGACAGAGAGAGAGGUCUUCAAUCUGCUGGUUCACUCCCCAGAUGGCCGUAACGGCCGGAGCUGCACCAAUCCAAAGC